AUGGCGGUGAAUUGGCCAGGCCUGGUGUCCAUAGGAGUGUUUUACAUGAUCGUACUGGGCACAGGUAUCUGGGCAUCCAGGAAGUCUAAACGAGAAGAGAAGAAGUGCACUGGAAAACGCAGUGAAGUGACAAUGGUUGGAGGGCGGAACCUUAACAUCUGGGUCAGCAUCUUUACUAUGACAGCCACUUGGGUGGGAGGAGGUUAUAUUUUGGGAAAUGCUGAAGUGGUCUACGAUCCAACAAAGGGGUUGGUGUGGGCAACCGGACCCAUUGCUUUUGCCAUUAACAUGAUUAUAGGUGCACUCUUCUUUGUCACACCGAUCCGGUCCAAGAACUAUGUCACCCUCAUGGACCCGUUUCAAGAGAAAUAUGGCAACACUGUAGCCGCUGUUCUUUUCAUUCCUGCCCUCAUUGGUGAUAUCUUGUGGAUAGCAUGUAUUCUUGGUGCACUGGGAGGGACAGUAAGUGUGGUCAUGGAUAUCUCGUCUCCACUGGCUGUGAGCAUUUCUGCUUCUGUGGCAAUCCUCUAUACGUUGAUGGGAGGGCUGUACUCCGUGGCCUAUACCGAUGUCAUCCAGCUCAUCCUCAUGCUCCUGGGCUUGUGGCUCUGUGUGCCUUUUAUCUUGACAAGCCCCACCUCAGCUAACAUCACUGUUGCUGCGGUCACCAAGUUGUACCAGGAGCCAUGGCUCGGCACGCUGGAGCUGGAACAAUCGGGUCGAUGGAUAGAUGACGUUCUGCUUAUAACCUUUGGAGGAAUUUGCUACCAGGCUUUCUACCAGAGAGUCCUGUCCACAGCCACAGAUACCCAAGCUAAGAUCACCUGCUAUGUUGGAGCAGUAUUAUGCCCCUUCCUUGGAAUCCCAUCACUUAUCAUUGGGGCAGCAGCAGCAUCUACCAAUUGGAACCAGACGACCUACGGUUCGCCCAGCCCGUUUGAACAGGGCAAAUCUGGUAUGAUCUUGCCAAUCGCCCUUCAGCAUCUUUGCCCCUUCUUCGUCUCACUUGUUGGUAUGGGAGCGCUUGCUGCCUCUGUGAUGUCAUCAGUUGACUCUGCACUUCUGUCUGCUGCAUCUCAACUGAGCCGAAAUAUAUUUAAGAACAUUAUCUACAAACAGGUAACACCUCACACAAGGUUUUUUUUUUUGUGUGUGUAUUUGUGUGUGUGAUCUUGGUGGGUAUUUAAAGUGGGCUAGAGCAUGCCAAUAACUGCU
Molecule: messenger RNA, 1215 nt
Organism: Labrus bergylta (ballan wrasse)
Lineage: Eukaryota; Metazoa; Chordata; Actinopteri; Labriformes; Labridae
Product: high affinity choline transporter 1-like
Biological process (GO): acetylcholine biosynthetic process; transmembrane transport; choline transport
Cellular component (GO): plasma membrane
Molecular function (GO): choline:sodium symporter activity
Source: RefSeq, a predicted model, not a curated record